CGAUGCCCUGUUCAGUUUCUCCAGAGAUGGUUUCGCUGUUCGUGUAGCUCGCUAGCUAGCAGCAUUAUCAGCGCUAUUUUAUACAUCAAGUCAGAUAACUAACAAACAUAAAUCUGCACAUCUUAGAACAAACCUUCUCAUGUCUAGCUGAGGCAGACCCCUGAUGGAAGAGCAGCCCACGGGCCCCGGGGAGUGUCGUCAUGUUUCCCUGUGUUUCCUCCUGGCCUCCCGCUGAGACCCCGUCGCCCUGCGGCCAUGCCCCUUUACCCCCCCACACACAGCCCCUGCCCGACCUGUUGUGCAGCUGCCCCGCUCCGACCCCCAGCCCCCACCCUGUCCCGGACUACAUGGAGUCCCUCAUCGUGGUGACCGAGUACGAGCCCGAGGUGGAAGACAUGGACAGCUCCGAGACCCCUGAACCCGGCCCUCCCUCCUUCAGGGCACCCUCCUGCGACCUGCUGUCCCACGCCGUGGGCCGCCCGGAGGCCCUGUUUCCCGAGCCCCAGGAGCACCGUGGGAGACUGAACCUGUCGGACAGGAAGCUGUCCCUGCAGGAGCGCUCCCAGACGGCCACGCCUCUCUGCGGCUCGCCGGGGCACAAUGGGCGCUACAUCUACCCGUCGCUGCCCUACUCGCCCAUCACCUCGCCCCACUCAUCCCCCCGGCUGCCCCGGAGACCCACCGUGGAGUCUCACCGUGUGUCCAUCACAGACCUGCAGGACUGCGUGCAGCUCAACCAGUACAAGCUGAAAGACGAAAUUGGGAAGGGCUCCUAUGGUGUUGUCAAGCUGGCCUACAAUGAAGAUGACAACACCUACUAUGCCAUGAAAGUGUUGUCGAAGAAGAGACUGAUGCGGCAAGCCGGUUUCCCCCGGAGACCACCCCCCCGCGGAGCCAAAGCAGCCCCCGAAGGCCCGCCUCAGCCCAAAGGACCCCUGGAACGGGUCUACCAAGAGAUUGCCAUCCUGAAAAAGCUGGACCAUCCUAAUGUAGUGAAGCUUGUGGAGGUUCUGGAUGACCCUGGUGAGGACCAUCUGUACAUGGUGUUUGAGCUGGUCAAACGGGGGGCUGUGAUGGAGGAGGUGCCCACAGACAAGCCGCUGAAUGAAGACCAGGCUCGGUUCUACUUCAAAGACCUGCUCAGGGGGAUUGAGUUCUUGCAUUACCAGAAGAUUAUCCACCGGGACAUCAAGCCCUCUAACCUCCUGGUCGGGGAGGACGGUCAUGUUAAGAUCGCAGACUUUGGGGUCAGUAACCAGUUUGAGGGAGCAGAUGCCCUGUUGACCAGCACAGUGGGCACGCCCGCCUUCCUGGCCCCCGAGACCCUCUCCGAUACCAGGAAGAACUUCUCUGGCAAAGCAUUGGAUGUUUGGGCCAUGGGAGUGACGCUUUAUUGUUUUGUGUUCGGAGCGUGUCCUUUUAUGGAUGAUCGCAUCCUCAACCUUCAUCAUAAAAUCAAGACCCAGCCAGUAGAGCUCCCAGACCACGCAGACAUAUCGGACGAUCUGAAAGAUCUGCUACUAAAGAUGCUGGACAAGAAUCCAGAGAGCAGGAUAUCGGUACCACAGAUUAAGGUGCACCCGUGGGUGACGAGGAACGGAGCAGAGCCCCUCCCCCUGGAGGAUGAUAACUGCUGCAUGCUGAUCGAGGUGACCGAGGAGGAGGUGGAGAACUCUGUCAAGCACAUCCCUAGCCUGGCCACUGUAAUUCUGGUGAAGACCAUGCUCAGGAAGAGGUCUUUUGGGAACCCCUUUGACUGGGGCCGUCAGAGGACAGAAGACAAAGGCAGCAGUCUUUUGACACCUAGACACAUUCUCCCCAAAAAGAGAGCGGGCAAUGUGAGAUACUGCUACAUUCAUAGUAACCAAAGAAGGAAACAGGAGAGUGGGGAGGGCUUAAGAAGUAUGGACCUGCCUUUUGUGGGCGAAGAUGAGGCUCUUUCCUGAUGUGGUUUUUCAACUCGAUUUUGGGGGCAUGCUAGUGAUCUGACAUGCUGCCCCCCUCAAGCCUACCCUUUACUCACUGCUCUAUGUUGGAGAAGCCACCAGUUGGUUUUAUGGAAGUGGAUGGAACUGUUGGAAAGCUCCAUUUAAGGACAAGACAGGAGCCUGGACCCCUUUCAGGGAUAAACUCCCUUCUUGCUAUGUCACUCUAAUGCAUGCUAAUGUUACUAUCUCAGGCUUCUGGUGAAAAGGUUUGUUUUAGACUAGGUACACGUUUCCCCACCCUCUUCUCCAUUUAAAUAUGGUCACAUGUUUACUGCAAGGGUGUAGGUGCAAAGCUGGGUGUUUAUGGAUGGCUGUACAUUUCAAAGAGUGACUCCUGGCCCCCACAAGAUAAGAGCUGAUGACUUGAUUGUCAUAGUCACUCAUUAAUGUGGCCAGUUUUGAAACAUAUUCAUGUUUUGAGCAGAAACCUGUACAGGAGAGGUUUAUUGAAGUGAGAAAAUGGUUUACUACACUCAGAGUAUGCUUCUGAGUUUAUUUCCAAAUGUAAACAUUGUAUGUUACAAGUUUUUAUUGUAUAAGUAACAGUUGCACAUUAAUAGAAUUAGUGAGAAAUGCAUUUUUUUCUACACUAAGGGUUAGUUGUGAAAUGUUAUUUAGUUACUAAAAACAAAAUGAAACAAUCUUUCUAAUAUAUAGUGGAGUCUUCACCUCCCAUUGCAGUCUUCAUAUUUUGCUGACAAAAAAUAUGUAUUGUUCUUCCUAAAGAUCCACAAAACCAGGAAUUCUAAUAUGGAAGUCUGGGCCACCCAGGAAGACAAUUAUUGUUUCCGACAAAAUUAAAUCCGAGACAUGGUUUGCAUAUUGGUUUCAAUCCAUAAUUCCCAACCGAAUUUACAGAGCAUGAUUUAAGUCCAAAUUAUUCACAGCUGUAUUGUCUGUCAAAGGUACUUCCACCAAAUAAUCAAUUAUAUUACAAGUAUUGAAUAUAAUUAAUAUAUCUUAAUCUCAUUUCAUAGUAAUUUGGAUAUUGUUUUUGAAUAUUAUAUCUAUAGAAUGAGCUGCACAUUUGAUAGAUUUAUUUUUAUUUUAAGGCAGCAAAUGAGAAUGAAUGCAGCGAGGGAUGACGGGGUUGAGGCCGUGUGGGAUGGAGGAGGGCUUUAAACUGUCACUAGUGGGUGUUUUUGUUUACUUCUAAAAAUGUGGAUUGUAACCAGGAAAUAAUACAAUGUUGAAGUUCAAAUCAAAAUGUUUUUGUUUCUUUUUAUAUAUACUAGAUUUACAGAUGUUUUUUAAACACCUCAUUUUCAGAACACCAAAAAGCAAAUCAAUUGUGUGAUUUUGUAAAGCAUUCGUAGAGAAACAAACACCUUUAAACAAAUUAAUAUUUGUAAAUGCAAUGGGAUUGUGAAAUUACAUCAGUUACAGGCUCUUACAGUUUUAAUACAAGGUAUAUAGUAUGACCACAGAGCGCUUGUACAAUCUAUGCAUGACAUACCUGUUAUGGAAAUUUUUUAAUUUAGCAUAGAUUAAAUUUGUCAUCAGAUAUUGUACGAUCCAAAUGUGACUGUAGAAUUCAAGUGCAGUCUCUUUCAACUCAGCUUAUUCUCUAUUUUUAGAUGAGCCCAAAGCGGUCCAAAGAUCUUCCCAGUUAUCUAGUGGCAUGUUAUUUUGAUUUAUUUUUUUACCUCUUGCCCUAUUUGCAUGUAGUUAGACAGCCUUGGUAUAUGAAUAGCUGCACUCACUAGACAUGUUUUAUGGUUCCAGAUGAUAUUAUUGAAACGACAGUAAUUCAACAAUGAAUGAAUGCUUCCACAUACUGAUUAUGUCAGCACUAACGUGCAUUGUCGUAUGUCAAACGGAGUCGUUACAUAUGCGUACCAGUCUCCAGGAGCCGGGUCUACCCAAUUGUGGUACUCACUGCUGCGCUAUCUGACGUAAGACAAAGCACCGUGUUGAAUGUAUGAGAAAGGCAAACAUUUUUUUUUUGUACACAUGUUCAUGCAUGUCACUGAUGUAUGUGAAAUCCCUAUAAACUGUAUGUUUUUAUUUUUAAGACUAUGCAUAAAAAUGUCACUAGUGCAACGCUGGACCUUGCCGGUCAGCUUAUCAUGUAUGCUCUGUUCUGUGGUACCUGAGGUUGGAGCUCCCUAAAGCUGACCACCUAGUAUGGAAGUACCAGUUUUGGACAUGGAGAUCUCGCCAUCCUGUACAAUGUUUAGAAGGGACCAUUUUGAUAUUUAUCUGUAACAUUCAAAAAGGAUAAGAUACUACUUAGAAUUCAAACUCCAAGUCAAAUUUUGCAAAAAAAUAUUCUUAUACUUGAUAAUCACAGUCACAGUGAUUUAAAAUGCUACCUCAUUUGGAUAGUAAAAAUCUGUUAUGAAAUAACCCACUAUCAUGGCUUUUAUUUUGGACUGUUGAAAACGGCCCAAGACAAACUGUUUUAUCCUUCCCUUCCAUGUGAAACCACUCCCCUAAGAACCUAUAAAAUAGUUGAGUUUGACAACAUGGUUAAAUUUAAUUUACCCCACAGAAUGAUCUAUGAUAUUUGUAUGUAUACAUAUUUAAUCUAAGCUUUUGGUUUAUCACAGUCUUUUUCUUAUCUUAUUGGAAGGGCUUGUAUUCCCAAUACCUUUACUGUACAUUCAAUAUCACAGUGUACUGUAGCAUAAGUCAUUCAUUAUAGUGAGAGCUUUGGGGCUUCUACCUAAAAAGCAUGCCAACACCCUGUAAACGUACUAUUCAAUUAUCAUAGCAUGACAGAACUGCUCACAAAACAAGAGCUCAUAAUGAAUUAUUCUAUACAUAUUGUAUCCAGUUCAUUAUUUGAAUAAAUGACGGUUGCCUUUCUGCA
This is a messenger RNA of Esox lucius (northern pike), 4803 nucleotides long. RefSeq names its product calcium/calmodulin-dependent protein kinase kinase 2. NCBI's taxonomy places the organism in Eukaryota, Metazoa, Chordata, Actinopteri, Esociformes, Esocidae. Gene Ontology annotation, biological process: activation of protein kinase activity; CAMKK-AMPK signaling cascade; protein phosphorylation. The record is from RefSeq and is a predicted model, not a curated record. The transcript has 17 exons. Gene Ontology annotation, molecular function: ATP binding; protein kinase activity. Bases 201 to 1946 code for a protein of 581 amino acids.